CACGUGAUAUAGAAGACUACCCUUGUUGAUGUUUUUAGCUAGCUUUGGUCAUCACCACCUUAAACUCUUAGCUAAAUUACUACUACUAAUUCAUGGAAACCACAAAGUCACUGCUCAUGCACUCUUCUGUUUCACUAAAGCCUUUACUUGCUCAGCUUCCUAAGGAAAGCUUCUGGGAAGGCUUGGAUCUCUACCAAUGGGAAGGUUUUUGGUACGUACCCCGGCACCUUGAAGCUGCAAAAACCGUUCAAUCACACUUUGAAGCACGCGACGACGAUGUCAUAUUGGCAUCCCCUAUGAAAACAGGCACAAAUUGGCUCAAAGCUCUUUGUUUCUGCAUCAUGAAACGUGCUAAAAGUGACGACGACGACGACGACGACAACGAGGAGCCUCUUGUGGACGAACACCCCUUUUCCUACGUACGAACCUUAGAAAUCCAAGUCUACACAACAAACGCACCACCUGAUCUCUCAGGUAUGUCAUCUCCUAGACUCUUUCACACUCACUUGCCUUACAACGCGUUACCGGAUUCAAUCAAGAAUUCCAAGUGCAAGAUUGUUUACAUAACCCGGAACCCCAAGGACACUUUGGUGUCAACAUGGCAUUUUUUCAACAGUCUCAGGACAGCUGAACAAGGGCCGUAUCCGUUCGACAAGGCAUUCGAUAGCUUCUGUAACGGGGUUCACCUUUUCGGGCCCUUCUUUGAGCAUGGGUUACAGUACUGGAAGGAGAGCUCGAAGAUGGCUCACAAGAUACUAUUCUUGAAGUAUGAAGAUCUUAAAAGAGACCCCAAAGGACAGUUGAAAAGGCUAGCCUCAUUUCUUGGGAGGCCUUUUGUGAAUGAAGAAGCGAUUGAUAAGGUGUUGUGGACAUGUAGCUUGGAGAGGCUUAAGAACAUGGAGGUGAACAAGAAUGGAGUGAGUCCAUGGACGGGGUUGCCUAAGAGUUCUUUUUUUAGGCUUGGUGUUGUUGGGGAUUGGAAGAACAACUUCACUCCUAAGAUGAAAGAUCAACUUGAUCAUAUUACUUCAAUGAAAUUGGAAGGAUCUGGCCUUGAAUUUGAGACAUAAUUACGUUUUCGAUCAAUAAUAAUGUGGAGCUUCUUCAGUCACCUAACGGACAUUAGUCUAGAUGGUACAAAAUCGAUUGUUCAAGUCAUGUUAGGGGUAAAGGAUCCAUAAGUGCAUGUGUACUUGUGUUUUACAGUUUCCUUGUUUGAAUAAUGGCUUGUGCCUUGUUUUUACAGUUUCCUUUGUUUGAAUAAAUUUAUUUACCGAAAAUAAUAAUAAUAAUAGUAGUACCAUGGUUGUGUAUAGUU
Molecule: messenger RNA, 1318 nt
Organism: Cornus florida
Lineage: Eukaryota; Viridiplantae; Streptophyta; Magnoliopsida; Cornales; Cornaceae
Product: cytosolic sulfotransferase 5-like
Exons: 1
Coding region: 93-1070 (325 amino acids)
Biological process (GO): sulfation
Cellular component (GO): cytoplasm
Molecular function (GO): sulfotransferase activity
Source: RefSeq, a predicted model, not a curated record